Molecule: messenger RNA, 1759 nt
Organism: Trichoderma reesei QM6a
Lineage: Eukaryota; Fungi; Ascomycota; Sordariomycetes; Hypocreales; Hypocreaceae
Gene: arg2
Exons: 4
Coding region: 285-1664 (459 amino acids)
Biological process (GO): L-arginine biosynthetic process; L-glutamine metabolic process; 'de novo' pyrimidine nucleobase biosynthetic process
Cellular component (GO): cytoplasm; carbamoyl-phosphate synthase complex
Molecular function (GO): carbamoyl-phosphate synthase (glutamine-hydrolyzing) activity
Source: RefSeq, a predicted model, not a curated record
GAAAGAGUCACCAUUAUAGUCCUCGCACCUUGUGCCAACUCGCAUCAACGCUUCACUUCUCCAACUUCCAAUAGAGUGCCUCGAGCCUCGAACUUACAUCUUCGACCUGCCGUUUCUCAAUCCGCCCUUAUGAACGGGCGCCCGUCGGAAUUCACUUCUCAGGACUAUCUUUCUGACCACCUGUGGAGGGCUUUGUCAGCUUAAAACAGCAUCACACGACGAUCGUCUGCUAUAAUCUCUGAAAUCACCAAACCAACAUACCGUAUCCCGAACCAACCGCUGCCAUGUUCUCCAAGCUGGCAGCCAAUUUCGCCCAGCGAGCGGCCGGCUCUGCUGCCGGCUCCGCCCGCCGGGUGGCCUUCCAGACCCGGUUCUCGUCCGGCCAGGCUGUUGCCAACGGCAGCAAGGGCAGGAAGAUGCCCUUCCAGAAGCCGCUGAACACUCAGCCUGUGGCGUCUACGCCGGCCACGUUUACCAUUCGGGACGGCCCCGUCUUCCGCGGCAAGGCCUUUGGCGCCAAUGCUAACAUCUCUGGCGAAGCCGUCUUCACCACGUCUCUGGUCGGCUAUCCCGAGUCCAUGACGGACCCCUCCUACCGAGGCCAGAUCCUCGUCUUCACCCAGCCCCUGAUUGGCAACUACGGCGUUCCCUCCAACGAGCGCGACGAGUACAACCUCCUCAAGUACUUUGAGUCUCCCCACAUCCAGUGCGCCGGCGUGGUCGUCUCCGAUGUCGCCCUCAACUACAGCCACUGGACUGCUGUCGAGAGCCUGAGCGAGUGGUGUGCCCGUGAGGGUGUGCCCGCCAUCUCCGGCGUCGACACUCGAGCCAUCGUCACCCACCUCCGAGAGCAGGGUUCUUCCCUCGCUAGGAUCUCGAUUGGCGACGAGUACGAUGCCGAUGAGGACGAGAGCUUUGUCGACCCCGGCCAGAUCAACCUGGUCAAGCGCGUCAGCACCAAGGCUCCCUUUGUUGUCGAGUCGCCCGGUGCCGACCUCCACGUCGCCCUCAUCGACUGCGGUGUCAAGGAGAACAUCCUCCGCAGCCUGGUCAGCCGCGGCGCCUCGCUGACCGUCUUCCCCUACAACUACCCGAUCCACAAGGUGGCCCAGCACUUUGACGGAGUCUUUAUCUCUAACGGCCCCGGCGACCCGAUCCACUGCCAGGAGACCGUCUACAACCUGGCGCGCCUGAUGGAGACGUCGUCGGUACCCAUCAUGGGCAUCUGCCUCGGCCACCAGCUGCUGGCCAUGGCCGUCGGCGCCAAGACGAUCAAGAUGAAGUACGGCAACCGAGCCCACAACAUCCCCGCCCUGGACUUGACCACCGGCCAGUGCCACAUCACAAGCCAGAACCACGGCUACGCCGUCGACUCGAGCACCCUGCCCCCGGAUUUCAAGGAGUACUUUGUCAACCUCAACGACGGCAGCAACGAGGGCAUGAUGCACCGCACCCGCCCCAUCUUCUCGACCCAGUUCCACCCGGAGGCCAAGGGCGGCCCCAUGGACAGCUCGUACCUCUUUGAGAAGUACCUCGAGAAUGUCCGCGCCGCCAAGAGCGCGCAGCGCGUCUACAAGGACAACCGGCCCAGCCAGUACAUUCUUGAUGUUCUGAGCAGGGAGCGUGUCGGCGUUGAGCCUGUGCCUCUUGUUGGUGCUGCUUAAGUCUGGGAGAGUCAAUGGGUUUGAUAUGGGUUAACAGAUUGAUCAUGGGCGUUUUUAAAGGUCCUGAGGGAUCGUGGUUUGCGCAUUGCUUUGAC